CGUCGAUCACUUCAAAGCCGAAGGUCGCGUCUGAAGGAAGUGGCGGCGUCGCGUCCCGUCCCGUGACCGGAGCGCCGUUACUACUGCACCGAAGCUCCUCUCGGCUGCCUGCCGGGACCCCUCGCCGCCAAGAUGCCUCGAAUUAUGAUCAAAGGGGGCGUGUGGCGGAAUACCGAGGAUGAAAUUCUGAAAGCAGCGGUAAUGAAAUAUGGAAAAAACCAGUGGUCUAGGAUUGCCUCACUGCUGCAUAGAAAAUCAGCCAAGCAAUGCAAAGCCAGAUGGUAUGAGUGGCUAGAUCCAAGCAUUAAAAAAACAGAAUGGUCCAGAGAAGAAGAGGAGAAACUUUUGCACUUGGCCAAGUUGAUGCCAACUCAGUGGAGGACCAUUGCUCCCAUCAUUGGAAGAACAGCAGCCCAGUGCUUGGAACACUAUGAGUUUCUCCUGGACAAAACUGCCCAGAGGGACAAUGAAGAGGAAACCACAGACGAUCCACGAAAGCUUAAACCUGGAGAAAUAGAUCCAAAUCCAGAGACAAAACCAGCACGACCCGAUCCAAUUGAUAUGGAUGAGGAUGAACUCGAGAUGCUUUCUGAAGCUAGAGCUCGCCUGGCAAAUACUCAGGGAAAGAAGGCCAAGAGAAAAGCAAGAGAGAAGCAGUUGGAAGAAGCAAGGCGUCUUGCUGCUCUUCAAAAAAGACGAGAACUUCGAGCAGCUGGUAUAGAAAUUCAGAAGAAAAGAAAAAAGAAGAGAGGAGUUGAUUAUAAUGCUGAGAUUCCAUUCGAAAAAAAGCCUGCUCUUGGUUUUUAUGAUACCUCUGAGGAAAACUACCAGGCCCUUGAUGCAGAUUUCAGGAAACUAAGACAACAGGAUCUUGAUGGGGAGCUAAGAUCUGAAAAAGAAGGAAGAGAUAGGAAAAAAGACAAACAGCACUUGAAAAGAAAAAAGGAAUCUGAUUUACCAUCAGCAAUUCUUCAGACCAGUGGAGUUUCUGAGUUUACUAAAAAAAGAAGCAAACUAGUACUUCCUGCCCCCCAGAUUUCAGAUGCAGAGCUCCAGGAGGUUGUGAAAGUAGGGCAAGCAAGUGAGAUGGCGCGUCAGACUGCUGAGGAGUCUGGCAUAACAAACUCUGCAUCCAGCACUCUUUUGUCUGAGUACAAUGUCACCAACAACAGCAUUGCUCUUAGGACCCCGAGAACACCAGCUUCGCAGGACAGAAUUCUGCAGGAGGCCCAGAACCUCAUGGCCCUGACCAACGUGGACACCCCCUUAAAAGGUGGACUGAACACCCCCUUGCAUGAGAGUGACUUCUCUGGUGUGACUCCACAGCGGCAAGUGGUGCAGACUCCCAACACAGUUCUUUCUACCCCAUUCAGGACUCCUUCUAAUGGAGCUGAAGGGCUGACUCCCCGGAGUGGAACCACCCCCAAGCCUGUGACAAACUCUACCCCUGGUCGAACUCCACUUAGAGACAAAUUAAACAUUAACCCAGAGGAUGGAAUGGCAGAUUACAGUGAUCCCUCUUAUGUGAAGCAGAUGGAAAGAGAAUCUCGUGAACAUCUCCGUUUAGGACUGAUGGGCCUUCCUGCCCCUAAGAAUGAUUUUGAAAUCGUUCUACCAGAAAAUGCCGAGAAGGAGCUGGAGGAGCGGGAGGUAGAUGAAACAUACAUCGAAGAUGCCGCAGAUGUGGAUGCACGGAAGCAGGCCAUACGAGAAGCUGAGCGGGUGAAAGAAAUGAAGCGAAUGCAUAAGGCUGUCCAGAAAGAUCUGCCAAGACCUUCUGAAGUAAAUGAAACUAUUCUAAGACCCUUAAAUGUAGAGCCACCUCUGACAGAUUUGCAAAAAAGUGAAGAACUAAUCAAAAAGGAAAUGAUUACAAUGCUUCAUUAUGAUCUUCUGCACCAUCCCUACGAACCCUCUGGAAGUAAGAAAGGAAAAACUGUAGCAUUUGGUACAAACAAUGCAGAACACAUUACCUAUUUGGAGCAUAGCCCUUAUGAGAAGUUCUCCAAAGAAGAGCUGAAAAAGGCCCAGGACAUUCUGGUACAAGAGAUGGAAGUGGUAAAACAAGGAAUGAGCCAUGGUGAGCUCUCCAGUGAAGCUUACAACCAGGUGUGGGAAGAGUGCUACAGUCAAGUUUUGUAUCUUCCUGGGCAAAGCCGCUACACACGGGCCAAUCUAGCCAGCAAAAAGGAUAGAAUUGAAUCACUUGAAAAGAGGCUUGAGAUAAACAGGGGUCACAUGACGACUGAAGCUAAGAGAGCUGCAAAGAUGGAAAAGAAGAUGAAAAUUUUGCUUGGAGGUUACCAGUCUCGGGCUAUGGGCCUCAUGAAGCAGUUGAAUGACUUAUGGGACCAAAUUGAACAGGCUCACUUGGAAUUACGUACUUUUGAAGAACUCAAGAAACAUGAAGAUUCUGCAAUUCCACGGAGACUAGAGUGUCUCAAAGAAGAUGUUCAGCGGCAGCAGGAAAGAGAAAAGGAGCUUCAGCAGAGGUAUGCGGACCUGCUGCUGGAGAAGGAGACAUUGCAGUCCAAGUUCUGAAGCACAUUUUGUGUCUCUCACAAGAUGAAUAAUCACUGGUUUUCAUAUCUGCAAGGCUGAAACGGAUGCUUGUCUUCAUUGGCAGAUUUACCCACCAUCUGCGGUUUUUCAGUUGUUUAUUUUAAAUGAUUUUAAAUCAAUCUUACACAUUCUGUGUAAGGACUUUUAACUUCACAGGACGGACCAGGGUGUAAAUUAUUAAGAUGAGCAUUCUUUUACAGUGUCAUAGUUGUGUUUUUUAGUUUUGGCCUUUCCUUAAAAAAGUCUGACUGAAGUGCUGCCUGUGAGUAACCCCUUGAAUAAAAAGAAAAU
This is a messenger RNA of Dipodomys ordii (Ord's kangaroo rat), 2853 nucleotides long. It is a transcript of the gene Cdc5l, whose product is annotated as cell division cycle 5-like. Bases 133 to 2541 code for a protein of 802 amino acids. Gene Ontology annotation, biological process: mRNA splicing, via spliceosome; regulation of transcription by RNA polymerase II. The record is from RefSeq and is a predicted model, not a curated record. Gene Ontology annotation, molecular function: DNA-binding transcription factor activity, RNA polymerase II-specific; RNA polymerase II transcription regulatory region sequence-specific DNA binding. NCBI's taxonomy places the organism in Eukaryota, Metazoa, Chordata, Mammalia, Rodentia, Heteromyidae. Gene Ontology annotation, cellular component: Prp19 complex; spliceosomal complex. The transcript has 16 exons.